Anopheles stephensi (Asian malaria mosquito) is the source of this 3689-nucleotide messenger RNA. RefSeq names its product ankyrin repeat domain-containing protein 29. The transcript is spliced from 10 exons. The coding region runs from base 1317 to 2306 and encodes 329 amino acids. The record is from RefSeq and is a predicted model, not a curated record. Gene Ontology annotation, biological process: RNA processing. Lineage: Eukaryota; Metazoa; Arthropoda; Insecta; Diptera; Culicidae. Gene Ontology annotation, molecular function: RNA nuclease activity; protein binding; RNA binding.
GCGUCCCUCAAAACACAAAAAAACAUGGACAGAAGAAAUUCUUAUCUUACCUGCAAAUGCCAUUAACGGGGUCUCCCGUAAGCAGCAGCUCCCGUUAUCGCCUGGUGACUGGUGACCGGUAACUUUGUCGUUCGAUCGUUUCAUCCAGUUCGUCCAUCCCAGCAGCAGCAGCAUAGGCCAUCCAUUUCCUCUCAUCCGGUUUGCAAGUACCAGGUCGUCCCUGUCGUUUGAAGGCGAAGAAGUGCAACUAUUUAGAAAAACAAAACUAGGCGCGCUCGCAGUCUCGUGCGAAUCGUGAUCCACUGUGUGUUUAGUGGUGUUGUGGAUUACUGAUCUUACUCGGCAAGUGAAGUGUGUUGAUUGGUGUGUUUUUUUGUGCGCGUAAUUCUGAACCUGAAGAUCAUCAUCUUCAUUAGGGAUACGCAACACAACCGAGUAACGAGGCUGCAGUGCGAAACGGGUCUGGCCUGCUUUGAUUGAUGUGAAGCCAAACCGAGGGCUGUCAUUUGAUCUGUUAUUUGCGUGAAAUCGACCAGAAGAAGCUGUGGUGGGUCGCCAUUGCGCCAAGUGAAUCGUAAUCGAGUUUGAAUAGGCAUACAGGUGGGGGGGGAUAAAUAAAUAGAUCACUGAUUCUUUAACAAAAAAGAAGUAUCGGUGAGUACUUUUUCAGGGUGGGGAUCCCUAAGAGGGUAGCCCAUAAUUACCACCAUAAGGCGCUAGUUAAAAGCUCAAGCUUCCGUGCCGGUUUAAGUUGCUGCUUCCGGUGCAAGUAUCUUGCUUGCGUGUGCAAGUUUUUCGUUGUGUAGCGUGAGCUCGGAAAUAGGGAAAAACUCACUCGGUGUAUUUAAUCGUCCCCGUUUUUUAAUGGCGCCCGUGGAAUGUUCAACGCAGUGUGUUUUUGUGCUUAAUUAAAUAUUAUCUUCAAGAACGGGUGCAAAACGAAAAAAAAAACAAGCUCGAAGAAAUAGCCGUGUGUCCCGAGCGAGUUGUGGUGCGAGAAGAAUCGUUUUCAUUGAAGUUUUCCCCGCGGAAGAAAGUGCUUUGCUGUGUGUCCGACAACAACGGAAAUCAUCGAUAGGAAAGCCAUCACCGUCCAGUGUGUCCGUCGUCGUGGUCCCGGUCGGAGGACCGUCCGAGAAGACUUCAAUCAUCAUCCGCUUGUUAGGUUUGGUGACGUUCCCCCUGUAUUUUUUCCGGUUCGGCGAAAAUAGAAUCGGCAGCGCGACACAGCCAGUGAGACGGAGGACGGGAGGAAUAAAACGAAAGCUUCAACCGUCCGGACGAUCGCGGGCGCAAAUCGGAUCAGCGAAAUUGGAAUGUCAUUGAAGAAAGAAACCCUUUCGGACGUACAGCUACACCUGGCUGCCCUGCGUGGUGACGAAAUGUUGCUGAGACGAGUGCUGGACAGUGGCAAGGUGCACGUGGACUGCCGUGAUGAGGACUAUACCACACCGCUCAUCCUGGCUGCUGCCGGUGGACAUACAGCUUGCGUCAUCGAGCUGCUGGAGCAGGGUGCCGAUCCGAAUGCCCGUCGCGUGACCGGUACGACGGCGCUAUUCUUCGCUGCACAGGGUGGCUUCGUCGAUGUUGCUAGGAUACUGCUCAAGGCGGGAGCACCGGUCGACUGUUCGUCCGUGGACGGCGGUACGCCACUGUUCGUUGCCUGCCAGGGUGGCCACGAAGCCAUGGUGAGCGAGCUGUUAAGCCACGGUGCCAACGUGCACGCCUGCAUGAAGGAUCGAGCUACACCAUUGUUCAUAGCGGCACAGAAUGGGCACAGUUUGGUGUUGAAGCUGUUGCUAGCGGCCGGUGCGAACCCAGAUGCACCGAGGAAUGAUGGCGCUACACCGCUGUGGAUCGCGGCACAGAUGGGACACGAUCAUGUCGUCAAGAUAUUGCUGCAUAAUGGAGCGGUGGUCGAUGCGGUGCGAUGUGACGGAGCAACUGCCCUCUUCAAGGCGGCCCACAAAGGACACAGUGCCGUCGUGCACGAACUGCUCAAAUUUCGACCCAAUCUUGGCACGCUGGCCAACGGUGAAACAGCCCUCCACGCCGCAGUCAUGUUCGGACAUCUGCCGAUCGUGAAGCAACUGGUAGCAGCCGGUUCCGACUGUACCGUCCCCAACCAGGACGGGUAUACACCGCUCCAGAUUGCUCGACAGCAAAAGUUCGCCUCCGUUCAUCAGUAUCUGAAGGAACGCGAGCAAACGCAGCAUGCUGGAGCAGGAACUCCAAAGCGUACGGUUUCAUCGAACCAAAGCAAACCAUCCAAAGGAUCACCGGCAUCCGUAGCUAUUACCGGCUAAAGCUACUCAAUCCGCUUGCCGCUAAAAACUCCAGAUUCCUUCCAGUUUGUUUUGUUAUUUAAUCUUUUAAUCGAACAAUCUUAAUCAUUAUUUAGUAAGACCCGUAGUCGAUAGGAUCGUUCCAAUGUGUGGUUGUGUCUUCUCAAAAGGCUCUAAAAUAGCAUCGAUGUGCUCAAAAUUAAUACGUAACAAAAAUUGAAGUCUUAUAGAAAUCAAGUUAAAGGAUCAUGCCCCAGCUCGAUCACUUCUUCAGGAACAACGCACAAAGUUCGGUUUUGACCGAUAACGCUUUGCAACAAUUCUAUUUCGAGCGCCCAAACUCCUCCAUGAACAAUCCAUCACAAUCACUUGCGGUUUCUAGGAUGUUCCGCGUUAUUGCCACCGCUCUAUGAAUCUAAGCUGAAGAGACUAAAUAUUUUCUGACCCCAAAACGGAUGCGAUCGGCAAGCCAAAGUUAGAUAGCUAUAAAGAUAGACAGGCGGCUACCUAUAGGGCCGGGCCCAGGAUCAAAAGAACGGCGCACACUCACACACAGGACCAGUGCGGAAGUAAGUGCACUCUGUUAUUGACACAUCCACCCUUUACCGUACCGCAAUCCACCCUCCGCGCUCCAAACUUCGGACAUACUUGUACUGCCGGGUAGGACGACCGCAAAAGUCGCGAAACCUUUCCCCUGAUGGUGACGGUGGUUCCCUGGUUUCGGUGGACCGCCCGCCGUGAGUGAGAUUGAAAUCGAACAUCAGGAACGGAACAACCACUUCAAUGAAAAUGUCCGGCGUACCCGGGUUCGCGAAAGAUGACACGGGCUUUGGGCGCACAACACAAGGCACACAAAAAAAAACGCCAACCCAGUUAUUGCCCAGGUUCCAAUGCCCAUCAUCAUCAUCAUCAUCGUCGUGGCUCGUGUCCGACCACCAACGGUGCUGGGAAAAUGGAAAACUUCCACAACCACACGUGAGUGUGGGAUACCAUCCCCAUCACUCGUCGUUGUCGUUCGCGCCCAACGGGUACGGAUAUUGCGCAUUGCAGACAGUACUGGUAGCAGGAUACCGGCGCAUUCUUCACCUGACUGCGUUACCCACCCAUUGAUUUGUGCUCUGAACGCGCCAACCAGGACAACAGUUUUGUGUGGCUAGCAGCCGUAAGGUUAAAGCGCGUAAUGAAAGUGUUAAUGACUGGACUGAAGGAAAGGCGCACAGGCGAUUUCCUUCCUGGUUUGGGACGCGCUACGAUAUUGCUGUCCUCGCUAAGCCUUUUCUUCGUGCAACAAUACCGAGACAAUGGUGUGUGACCGAAUGGAUCUUUUUAUUAGUGCAGUGAUGCUGCUAGAAACUUGUUGCGUCCUGGACACUCGUUUCGAGAAUAAACGUUCACGCAUCCGAA